Messenger RNA from Striga hermonthica, 981 nucleotides. Lineage: Eukaryota; Viridiplantae; Streptophyta; Magnoliopsida; Lamiales; Orobanchaceae. The record is from the annotation of a GenBank genome assembly.
AUGCCACCAGAAACAUUGUCCGUGUUUGCUGGAAACUCACGUUUACUUGGGAAGGGUAACUAUGCAGUUUUGGAUGAAAAAUCAUUGAGGCAGGCACAUGCAUAUGUUUUGAAGAAUUGCGAUGAAGUGUUGGAAUAUGCAAGAGAACACAAACGAGAACUUGCAUGUAAUGGUUGCGUUAAUGUGGAAAAGGUGCAUGACGAUUCUUUUUCGACAUGGUUUGAACGAGUUAUAUGUGCACCCAUCGUGGAAAACCCAACAGUUAAUGAAAAUCUCUUGCACUUAGCAUAUGGUCCUGAUAAACGAGUAACUCGUUACGAGGCUUGCAUUGUGAGUGGUUUGCGAUUUCACACAAAACAACGUGAGGUGAGCAAAAGAACUCAAAAUUCUGGGGUAAUGGUAAAAGGUGAAGAGGCUUCAGGGCUUCGAGAUUACUAUGGUGUGUUGACAGACAUAAUUAAAUUAGAUUACUUGGGAAAUCAUGAAGUCGUGUUAUUUAAGUGUGAUUGGUUUGAAGGAAAGUCGAUCCAGAAGGAUAAGUAUAACUGUGUAAGUGUGAAUUUGUCAAGGCCAUGGAAAACAAAUGAACCAUACGUGCUAGCAUCUCAAGUGCAACAAGUGUUUUAUGUUAAUGAUAACAAACUGGGAAAAGAUUGGAAAGUUGUCGUAGAGACACAAGCUCGAAGCUCAUGGUCUGUACUUGAGAACAACGAUAAUGAAUGCACAGUGGUUCAUGAGUUAUCCCAGCAAAAUGAUGAUCUUAUUGAGUGGCAAAGAAAUGAUAUUCCUGGCACUAGUAUCGCGGCAAACCUUGUGAAACCAGCAGAAAAUCGCGUCGACUCAUUUAUUGUUGAUGAAGAUGAUGUCGAUGAAGAAGAUUGUACAAUGUUUGAAUAUGAAGAAGAAGAAGACGAAGAAGGUGAAGGUGAAGAAGAAGAUGAUGAAGGAGAUGAAUACGAGGAUGAAGAUGGAACUAAUUAG